AUGAAUGCCGACGGCAUCGAGAGUAGUCUGGAUGUAUCAGGUCAAAGAGUGAGCAUGAUCUCGCGUUACAUGGAUCUGGUGCUACCACAGGGGACCCCGGCAUCGUAUCAUCAUCCCGUACCAAUUCAUAGUUUGCCCAACGAGAUUCUGACGGAGAUUCUGUCGACCGCUGUCUCGGCCACGUCACCCGGACUAGGUGUUAUUGAUGUCUCUCAGGACAUCAUCACACUGAGCCACGUCUGUUCGUACUGGCACAGACUAGCGGACCAGGAUGCAAGGCUGUGGUCGACGAUACUCAUUCGCGGCACGACACUCGACGACAAGUCACGUCUAGCAAAGUAUCUGCGACAAUCGUGCGCAUACCCCAUCCAUAUCAUCAUCACGCCCCUACACAUCCUGGACGACGAUUUCCGUGGCUGCAUUGUGAGCCUUCAACCCCACAUGCAUCGCAUCAAACGAUUGUUCGUCAAAAUGAACAACAGCUGGGUUAUGGAGAACGUCAUCAGCCGCCUCACAAACACUGCCCCUCAACUCGCAGAGCUCACUCUCGGCCUCGUCCAGCCUGAGUCCUGGGUCGAUGCACUGGCAACGGCUUUCGACUCACGGGCGCCAUACUGUCACAUCGUAGCAUCUACGCUGUUCGGCGGAAACACCCCUGCGUUGCGUUCUCUCUACCUGUCGUCUGUGUCGUUUCCCUCGUCCAUUGUGGGGAAUUUGCACCACCUGACGCUGGAUGACAUGUUCAACCGCUACGAAGCUGUUGAUGAACUUCUGGACGUGCUCAAGAAAUGUUCCGAGCUCGAAUCUCUUACCAUGCGAUAUGUUCCUGUCUUGCACCCACCGAUGGAAAUGGACCCAGAACCCCCCGUUGCCCGACGCGCAGACGAGGACGCUGUCUCUCUGCCCGCUCUGCGACGCCUCGUUCUCGCUGGUCAGUUUGUCUCAUAUGUUAGCCACUUCCUCGCGCGAGUCUCCAUCCCUGGUCCCACAAAGUGCGCAUUCCACAUGAUGGUUAACAAUGCUCCUGUCGCGCACCUGGACCCUGGCAUGUUCUUCGGAACUUGCGAGUCUACCAAUAUCUUCUCAUCGCUGCGCAUCCUCGAGGCUUGCGUGGCCACCUCCGGUCGGCUCGUCGUCAAGGGUUACACGACCGACAACCUCCCAGUGAUGGUGGACUCGCCUGCGACCGUAGACUCUGAGCCGGCCUUCACACUUGAGUUCCUCGAUGUGAAUCCUGUCGCCACACUGUCCUGCCUCGCUCCAGGACUCACGCGGCAGCCCGGCGAGCCCACAAUGCACACACUUAUCGUCCGUGGUACCCCGCUCAAUAUGUCAGGCAUGCGCUGGCGGCACCUCCUCAUCGGGAAGCACACGGGAAAUCUGCGCACCUUACGCCUCGUCGAAAUCGCCGCGCAGGACGCUGAGGAUUUUGUCUCCACGCUGUCCUCCCCGGGCCCGUGUACGCCUCCUGAGCGCGAGUUGCCGCUCCUCCCGUAUCUGGCGACACUUGUGAUUGUGCGGCCUGUGGGAGGUUUCACCGAACUGUUGCGAGACGCACUGGAGAAAGCGGUACGGUAUUUGAGCGAGGAUGGCAAGCUGGAGACGGUGGAGUUGGUGCAGGAGCCGGGCGUGACGAUAGACUGGGGGUCUCUGCUGGAUGGGGACGGUGCUUCGUGA
Messenger RNA from Fomitopsis serialis, 1677 nucleotides. RefSeq lists its product as uncharacterized. The transcript has 3 exons. The record is from RefSeq and is a predicted model, not a curated record. NCBI's taxonomy places the organism in Eukaryota, Fungi, Basidiomycota, Agaricomycetes, Polyporales, Fomitopsidaceae. Gene Ontology annotation, molecular function: protein binding. The coding region runs from base 1 to 1677 and encodes 558 amino acids.